AUGUACGCCUCGGACCUAGAAUCCAUCCGCUUCAGCCCCAGCGUCGUUCCCCUCGGGGCAAUGACACUCGCAGUCCUGCUUCUUGUGAGAUAUAUGCUUUUCUCAAGCAAGUUGCCCUCAGUCUCGGUGGGGCUUCCCAUCUGGGGCAACCUGGUUCAAUAUAGCAAAGAUCCAGUGUCGUUUAUUGCCGCGGCUACCAAACACUAUGGGCAGUGCUUCACCGUGCCUAUGCUACUCGGUCGCACCGUCUGGUUGCGCAGUGGUCAGUUGAACAAGGAGUACUUGGAAACCCGCGAGGAUGUGUGGUCCUUUGGGGACGGGAUGGGUUUCUUCCUCAACAAGAUCGUCAUCCCCGGAUAUUUUAGCCACCUUCGCACAUUCGUUGGCUCGCUAAGUAAGGGGAUCUCGAGGCAGGUGAUCCUAGACCACUAUGGCCAGGUUGCGCAGCAGGAGACCGUCAAGUCUAUGGCCACCUGGUCCGAGGUCGCUGAACGCGGGCAGUCCAUGGAGCUGUUCGAGGAGGUCUCCUUCCUCGUCCACAAGAUCAUUGUUCGUUGUUUGAUGGGCUCCGACUUUUACGAUCAUCACGUCGCCGAGCUAUUCGACCUACUUCAUUCGAUGGAGGAGAAUGUGGGUAGCAUUCUGCACACCAUUCUGCCGGCCUGGGUUCCUCAUACUCCGGCACGCCGACUGUGGGCUGCACGCGAUCGCAUCCGCCAGAUAUUUGAGCUACGACUACAAGAGCGAGAGAAGAACCCGGAAGAGUGGCGUAACUCUCUGGAUUAUAUUUCCUAUACGCUUCGGGAUCCGUCGACUGCCCAUCUGAGCGGUUUCUACGGGGCCCAUCAUACCCUGUUGAUGUUUGCUGCCCACACGAGUACGGUGGCCAGUAUCUCAUGGACCAUUCUAGAGCUUCUCAAAUCCCCCCAGCGCUUGCAGACUCUGCGUGAGGAGCUGGCAUCCAACCCGAACGUUGAACAGUGUACUUUUCUGGAUGCUCUUGUCAAAGAGACUGGACGGCACUAUUCGGGGAACACCGACGUUCGCUGGGCACGACAACCCAAAACUCUUCGCAAUGUGCCCGACGCGAUCACCAUCCCAGCAGGCACGGUCGUUUCUAUCUCGCCCUACCUCACGCACCAUGAUCCGGAGGUAUGGUCCAACCCGAGCAUUUACUACCCCGAGAGGUGGGUUGAGCAGCCGGACCUGGUUAAGAAGUUGAAUGACGGUACGCAACUGCGAUAUAUCCCAUUCGGCGGCGGUAGCCAUCGAUGUCCCGGAGAGAAGAUGGCCACCAUGAUCUCUAAAUUGGUAGUCUCGACCGUCGUUCAACACUGCGAGCUUGACUUUGGGGGAGAAGGAAAGUCUCAGGAUACGACAACGUUGGACUUCUCUAAAGUGGGUAGUCCGUGGUUGAAAGGAGAUGUUCACGUCCGCAUUCAGAAGGCGUCCUAG
This is a messenger RNA of Aspergillus melleus, 1455 nucleotides long. RefSeq lists its product as uncharacterized. The transcript has 3 exons. The coding region runs from base 1 to 1455 and encodes 484 amino acids. Gene Ontology annotation, molecular function: monooxygenase activity; heme binding; iron ion binding. The record is from RefSeq and is a predicted model, not a curated record. Lineage: Eukaryota; Fungi; Ascomycota; Eurotiomycetes; Eurotiales; Aspergillaceae.